AAAAGCCCCCUUAAUAUGUCAAUGAUUGUGCCACCACAACACUGCGCUUUACUCUAAUUAGGUUUAUGCCGUUGUCGUUGGAAUUGCACAAUCAUAAUUACAUAUAGAAAAGACUAACACCUGGUUGGAUAUUGACAUAUAUUUUGUUACCACGUUUCAACAAUGAGUUUCGGAUUUAGUGCGAACAAUGGCACAUUACAGCCGUUUACCAAAUUGUUGCUGCACAUUGGUUCCCACAUGUCGGAUAUUGAGGUCUCUGCUGUCAAGCUGGUUUUGAGCAUUGAGCCGGAAACAAACUUAAAGACGAAGGCACUUCUAAACGUCAACAAUGCAUUCGAUGUACUUAUGCUGAUGGUCAACAGAGGUUACAUUGCUGAAACAGACUUGUCAUUUCUUGAGGACAUUUUUACAAAUUUGUUUAGGAAAGAUCUCGUAUCUGACAUACGCGAAUAUAUGAAUCAUACUGAUUGUAACAGCGUCUCGGGCACCAUACCUAAAACAUCAGCAGGAAACGCUGAAGGCAGAAUCACUGAUGACGAAAAGGCAGAAAAUAUUCCAACCAUUGGAGGUCUAGAGUUGGAAACGACGAAAACGAUAGACGAAAGUAACGCUGACAUUUGCGCGGAAGACGUGUCAAUUGAUUCGGUCCAUUCCGCCACCAAUAUCUCAGACGAAGACAAACAAACAGCUGCUAUGGGUAGUCAGCCACCAUUAAGGAAAAAUUCCUGGAAGUACGAAGAAAAGUCCUCCAAUCGCAAGAGGAUUUCAACAAGCUUGUUUAUUUCUUAUGAACAAAUCAAACACGGUUUCGGUGUACUCCAAAGCACUUCAAACAGUGUUUAACUGGAGGAGAGAAAGAAUUGCACUAACCAACCAACUGUAUUAUGUGAAUGCUAGGGGAUAUUUAACGUUUUGUUUGUUAAUAUCAAACUGAACUUGUAAAUCAUAAUCAUGUGCAUUAUUUUAAGACAAACGUCCAUCUGUUAAUGAAAACAUUGUGUUAUGUAUCUAAACCCAUGCUUUGAAUGAAUAACGGUCACUCUAGCAGUAAUAUAAAGUGGACAUGACAUUUGAGCCGCGGCGUGCGAAACAGAUCUAUUGCCAAAUCCGAUCAGCGUAGUUCCAGACCAUGCUACACAACCAUACAGUUUGUCAGGAGCUGCACUGACCGCGUAUGAGACCACGAUACAUAACGUGACUUAAUAGAAGAAAGCGAAGCUCCUGACCAGCAUGCGCAAACGCGGGUGUGCAGGCCUGUUUGGAGCUACGCAAGUCGCAUAUGGCAUAAGACCCAUGUUCGCAUGAAGCGUUUCAUCUGAAUGAUCGCCUGUAAAAGAUCUUUUAAAGUAUUGGAUCAACAAACCAACCGACAAGAUGAUGAACAGGCUAAUGGCAGGCCGUUUAUUUACAUUUCGUGAUCAACAUUUAAUCUAUAUAAUAAUUCAAAGAACGAAUAAGUGAUUCACAGCUAUAAUGAAUCUUUAGACUGAUACAAAUCGAUGGAUUGAAAUGUAGGAAACUUCAAAUCUGGUAUUUAAAUUUAAAACUAAA
Dreissena polymorpha is the source of this 1551-nucleotide messenger RNA. RefSeq lists its product as uncharacterized. Gene Ontology annotation, molecular function: protein binding. The transcript is spliced from 7 exons. Bases 163 to 843 code for a protein of 226 amino acids. The record is from RefSeq and is a predicted model, not a curated record. Lineage: Eukaryota; Metazoa; Mollusca; Bivalvia; Myida; Dreissenidae. Gene Ontology annotation, biological process: regulation of apoptotic process.